Molecule: messenger RNA, 3742 nt
Organism: Sitodiplosis mosellana (orange wheat blossom midge)
Lineage: Eukaryota; Metazoa; Arthropoda; Insecta; Diptera; Cecidomyiidae
Gene: Cul4
Product: cullin-4B
Exons: 9
Coding region: 595-2868 (757 amino acids)
Biological process (GO): protein ubiquitination; ubiquitin-dependent protein catabolic process; DNA damage response
Cellular component (GO): Cul4-RING E3 ubiquitin ligase complex
Molecular function (GO): ubiquitin protein ligase binding
Source: RefSeq, a predicted model, not a curated record
AUCCGCACAUGAUCCAAUGCAGUAGGCAUUAAAAUUCCCAUAGCAAUUAACACAGUGGCUCAGUUUUUCAAACAAGUCACCAUUUGACAGCAGAUGUUUUGCAUGUGCUUGGCUUACACAUGAAAUCGCUUUGUGUUUGGAUUGACUGUUACAGCGUGUAUGUGUGUACGUGUGUGUUAGUAUCGAUGUAUUGGUAUUACCAGCAGUUAAUGUCAGUUUGGUACAUCAUAGAAGAAAACCGAAGCGAUACACACUUCUAAAACAUACCAUAUAAACGAAAGGGAAAAUCUUUCAACAAGAAACUUCAUUCAAUUGGUGAACAAAAGGCACAGAGCAGAAGGAAAACAACCGAACCGAAAGAAACGAAUUGCACAAAAUUAAAGAAUUCAAUAGAAAUUUUAUUAGAGACAUUGAAAAUUUGCAAGAGAGAAAAAGAACGACAGAGUUCACGAAGACUUGAAUUGAAUAAAUUGCAUGAAAUUUGCUGAUAAAUCUGAAAAAAAAACCAGUGGACACGACAAGGUGUUUAGUUGAUACACACAAUAAAUAAAAGAAAACGUAGCAGUGAAGGAAUAAAAUCAGUGGUUGUACGACAUGGAAGUGGGUGAGAGUGGCGAGAAGCGUCCAAAUUUUUCGGCUAUAAGCAGUAAUAAUGGGCCGCUAAUUAAAUUGCCAACAAAUAGUUCAUCAAAACCGAGCGACAUUCGAAAGCUUGUCAUCAAAAAUUUCAAAGUUAAACCGACGCUACCCGAUAAUUACCAGGAGAAAACAUGGGAGAAAUUGCAAAAGGCUGUUGUCGCAAUUCAAACAUCGAAAUCGAUCGAAUAUUCGUUGGAAGAAUUGUAUCAGGCUGUGGAAAAUAUGUGUAGCCAUAAAAUGGACUCACAACUGUACACAAAAUUGACUGCCUUGACCGAGUCGCACGUGAAGUUGAACAUCAAAACCUUUUUCGCCGAUACAAAUGACAAAUUGGUCUAUCUGAAGAAAAUGGAUGAAUGCUGGCAAUCGCAUUGUCAACAAAUGAUCAUGAUUCGAAGCAUUUUCCUCUAUUUAGAUCGAACUUACGUGUUACAAAAUCCAACAGUCCACUCAAUAUGGGAUAUGGGAUUAGAUCUGUUCCGUAGUCAUAUUGCGAUGAAUAGCACCGUACAGAAACGAACCGUCGAUGGUCUGUUGAUGCUGAUCGAAAAGGAGCGUAACAGUGAUGCGGUCGAUCGAACACUUCUUAAAAGCCUUUUGCGAAUGCUGUCUGAUUUACAAAUUUAUCAGGAUGCAUUCGAAAACAAUUUCUUGAUCGCCACAAAGAAUUUAUAUCAAGCAGAAGGACAAAAGAAAAUGCAAGAACUUGAAGUGCCCGACUAUUUACAGCAUGUCGAUAAACGUUUGGCUGAAGAAAAUGAACGAUUGCUACAUUAUCUUGAUCCAGUCACAAAGCAUCAAUUGAUUUAUACAGUGGAGAAACAGCUAUUGUCCGAGCACUUAACCGGAAUUUUGCACAAAGGCUUAGAAAAUUUGCUGGAAGAGAAUCGUCUCGCCGACUUAUCGUUGCUGUACUCGUUAUUUAGCCGGGUUAAAAACGGUUUAGUGGAACUCUGCAUCAAUUUUAAUACAUUUGUCAAGAAAAAGGGUCGUACGAUCGUCAUCGAUCCGGAGAAGGAUAAGAGCAUGGUUCAAGAUUUACUCGAUUUCAAAGAUAAAUUAGACAAUAUCGUGCGCAAUUGUUUUGAACACAAUGAUAAAUACGUGAAUUCGUUGCGUGAAGCGUUCGAAUUCUUCGUGAAUCAGCGAUCAAACAAACCGGCUGAAUUAAUAGCUAAAUAUGUCGAUAUGAAAUUGCGAUCGGGAAAUAAGGAGGCGACUGAAGAAGAAUUGGAACAAAUUUUGGAUAAGAUUAUGGUAUUGUUCCGAUUUAUUCACGGCAAAGAUGUGUUCGAGGCGUUCUAUAAGAAAGAUUUAGCGAAGCGACUAUUGGUGGGCAAAUCGGCAUCGGUGGAUGCGGAAAAGAGCAUGCUGUCAAAAUUAAAACAGGAAUGCGGCGGUGGAUUCACAUCAAAAUUGGAGGGAAUGUUCAAAGAUAUGGAACUGAGCAAAGAUAUUAACAUAGCAUUUAGGCAACAUUGCGCCAAUUUAGAGCGUGAAUACACAUCAAUUGAUUUAACUGUAAAUAUUCUAACGAUGGGCUAUUGGCCCAGCUACCCAGUGAUGGAGGUCACGAUGCCAACCCAAUUACUAGAGCUCCAAUCCGUUUUCAAUAAAUUCUACCUACAAAAGCAUACAGGCCGUAAGCUACAGUGGCAACCAACGCUCGGCCACUGUGUACUGAAAGCCACAUUCGAUCAAGGGCCAAAAGAUCUACAGGUUUCACUGUUCCAAGCGCUCGUUCUGUUGCUCUUCAACGACAAUGAUACACUCACAUUCGAGGAAGUUAAGGCUGCAUGUAACAUUGAGGACGGUGAAUUACGGCGAACGCUUCAGUCAUUGGCCUGUGGAAAGGCUCGUGUUAUCACAAAAAUCCCACGCGGUCGUGAAGUUGAUGACAAAGACAAGUUCCUGUUUAACAACGAAUUCACAAACAAAUUAUUCCGUAUUAAAAUCAAUCAAAUUCAAAUGAAAGAAACCACGGAAGAGCAAAAGGCGACCGAAGAGCGUGUCUAUCAAGAUCGUCAAUAUCAAAUUGAUGCAGCUAUCGUUCGUAUCAUGAAAAUGCGAAAGACAUUGAGCCACAAUCUUCUUAUAAGCGAACUGUACAAACAAUUGACGUUCCCAGUCAAACCGGCCGAUCUGAAGAAGCGCAUCGAAUCGCUGAUCGAUCGCGACUACAUGGAACGAGAUAAGGAUAAUCAAAAUCAAUACAAUUAUGUUGCCUAAACAUUCGAUUAUAAGCAUCACUGACUAUCUAACAAUAGAAUAUUUACCGAUGUUUACACACAAAUACACAACAACAAAUCGUUUUGAUAAUACAAUACUAAAAAAAUAUUGAUCCAAGUCAAAAAGGAAGGUUUACGAGUUCCAUUUCAAUUUCAAAUUGCUAGCAAAUAAAAUUGAAGUUACCCAAAAGCCGUCUAUUUUUCUCAACUCUCGUUCGUACUGCGAUACGUCGAUUCGAGCAAAAACAAAACAAAAAGACAUUGAGUGUUUUUUUCCGUGUGACACAUUUGACGUCAUUAUAAAAAUAAGCGGUUUUUGGCAUUUAUUUUUGGAAGUUAUUUUUUUUUCUCUAGAGACAAACGACAUAAGAAGAACAAAGAAAUUGGAUGAAAUUGGAAUCAUACAAAGCGACACCGAAAUUUGGUUGCACGAACUCAGAAUACAAUAGGGACAGAUAGCACUUAAAUUGUCGUUCACAAUAUAUCAUAUAAUGAUCGUUGAAUUCGUGCUCAAUAGAAGAAAAAUCAGUGAUUUUCCAUCAGUAAACCAGUGUAAAAUAAAUAACUUUUUCUUUUAAAACAAAACAAAAUAUUUAUUAUUUAACGUAAAAGAAAACAUGAUUUAUAAGGCAAUAUGAGGAAGUACAUUGGGAGUACACACGUUGUUAAGCUAAGCAACCAAUUUCUACCAUGAACAUUGCGCAUCUUCUUAUCUUUUUUUUCGAACAUUUAACAAAACAGAAAAAACACACACACAAAAAAACAAACUAUUCCUCAUUGUACAAUUUAAAACGAACAUUAAUAGUGAAUUAAGUUGUCUCGGAUGAGGAAACGAUAGUUUUUAAGAUGUAGCCAAUAAAAUGAAUUUUAAGAAA